Pseudo-nitzschia multistriata is the source of this 773-nucleotide messenger RNA. The record is from the annotation of a GenBank genome assembly. Lineage: Eukaryota; Bacillariophyta; Bacillariophyceae; Bacillariales; Bacillariaceae.
ACCGCACGCCCCCAUCCCGUUUAUUCGUUUUCUUCGUCUUCUUCUUCCAUGAGAGCCUUUUCCCCCGGAAACCUCUCGUUCUUCCUCGCCUCUGCUCUCCUGGUCGCCAUGAUCUCUUCGCUCGGGGCAAGGGCCUUCUCCACGGCGCGCGCUUUGGCAGGGCGAAACGCCAUGGCCCGCCCCUUCGGCCCGGCCUCUUCCACGGCCCGCUUCCUGGCCGCCGGGGCAGGGGACGAGACCUCGGUCGUCACCGUGUGCACCAACAAGAUCCGGGAGGCCCUCGAGACCACCGAGGUCACMGUGACGGGCGCCUACGACGACCCCAACGGCUCCCACGUCUCCAUCGAGGUGGUAUCCGGCAAGUUCGAGGGGAAGCGGCCCCUCCAGCGGCAGCAAAUGGUCUACAAGGCCAUCUGGGAAGAACUCCAGGGACCCGUCCACGCCGGUACGUACCGUGCGCUGCGAUGUGAUGUGUUGUGUUGUGUUGUGUUGCGUUGUGCUCUAUUUGUGGCACCGUGCUCUGUUGUUCUGCMAUUGUUCGCACGUUUGCAUCGCUACAUUGCUGCUGCUACCGUACAAAAGACUAACACGCAGACCCGAUUUUGUUUUCUGUCCCUUCCAUCCCGGUUUCGACCCCAUUCCGUGGUUUCGUCCACAGUGGACUCGAUGGUUUGCAAAACACCCGACGAAGCAUAAGAAAACAAYGCGAAACGCACGAGGCAAACAAUCGCAUUCGCAUUAGCAAUAGCAUAGCAUAAAAUAGCAUAGAUUCC